AUGCGCUUCACCGCACCACUCCUCGCCCUGGCCAACGUAGCCUACGCUCAGAUCAACGGCACGAACGGCAUUGGCUCAAAACCUUCCGAGCGUUACGUUGUAUCAGCAGACCAGGCAUAUCAGAUCGUCCAGGCAGCCGUCAAGAAUGCCACCGCAAUCGGGGUGCCCCAGAAUGUUGCCGUCGUCGAUCCUUCCGGCCUUCUUGUGGCAUUUCUUCGUAUGGAUAAUGCCUACAUUGGCUCGGUCGAUAUCAGUCAGAAGAAGGCAAAGACCGCAGUAGUGUUCAAUGGCUUGUCCAGCGCAGGACUAUAUGACGCGAGCCAGCCUGGUGCGCCCUUGUAUGCUAUUGAGCAGACAAAUGGUGGGCUGGUCGUUUUUGGUGGAGGACUGCCAAUCUACUACCAAGGACGAUUGAUCGGUGGUGUUGGUGUCAGUGGAGGAACUGUGCCCCAAGACAUUGAGGUUGCUGCAGCCGGGUUGGCAGGUAUUGGAGCAAGCGCUACUGCGCCGACGUAA
Molecule: messenger RNA, 516 nt
Organism: Didymella exigua CBS 183.55
Lineage: Eukaryota; Fungi; Ascomycota; Dothideomycetes; Pleosporales; Didymellaceae
Product: DUF336-domain-containing protein
Exons: 2
Coding region: 1-516 (171 amino acids)
Source: RefSeq, a predicted model, not a curated record